Rhopilema esculentum is the source of this 2531-nucleotide messenger RNA. Its product is annotated as CXXC-type zinc finger protein 1. Gene Ontology annotation, molecular function: zinc ion binding; DNA binding. The record is from RefSeq and is a predicted model, not a curated record. Gene Ontology annotation, biological process: positive regulation of DNA-templated transcription. Gene Ontology annotation, cellular component: Set1C/COMPASS complex. Lineage: Eukaryota; Metazoa; Cnidaria; Scyphozoa; Rhizostomeae; Rhizostomatidae.
AAAAUUGUCUCGUUUUCAGUAGACAAUGGCGCGGCAAGGACAGUUGACUGAAAUCUCUGUGGAAGCAGUCCUCUACAGGCCAUGUAAACACUCGAUUGGAAAUACAACGCAGAACAUAAGUAGUAUUUGAAUCCUGCAGGAUCUUUUUUCAAAGUGUCUUUAAAUGAUAACAGAAUGAGUAAUGAGCAGCUCAAAAACGACUCGAAGGUGUGGCCUAGGCCCAACAGACCAGUGACACUAUUGGAUGUUAUAGGGUCAAAAACACUUGAGUCUAGCGAUCCUGCAAACACAACGGCAAAAAACAAGCAAGGGGAUGGAUGCAAAGACUUUUCUAGUGGUCAUCCAUCGAGUUAUGAUGCAACGGGAUCUUCUGCACAACAAGAAGAACUAACGGACUAUAUAGCAUCUGAUCUGGUAAGGCCAAGACCAAACAACGAAGUUCCAGCAUCACACUAUCACUAUGGUGUGCAUCAUGAAAUGGCCGAACAGCAUUUGUCUCAUGUACCAAGUGCAUUAUUAGAUCACGAUUUUGGCUUCUCUGGCAGUAAUCAGACCCAAAAUAGUCAGCUUUCAUCUGAUUUGAAGAGCAAAAAUGAAGGGGAGAUAAAGAAAAUCACAGGCAAUGUUGAUGAAUUGCAGGAGGCAGAAAAGAAACUUGUGUAUGAGUCCAAAGAAGAGGCAGGUAAAACCGAAGAGGCUUCUGUUGAAAAAGAGAACGGAGAGUGUAGUGGAGAUAGAGAAAUGGUGUAUUGCAUAUGUAGAACAAGUGAUACUGACAGAUUCAUGAUAGGAUGUGACAACUGCUCUGAAUGGUUUCAUGGUGACUGUAUAAAUUUACGAAAGCACGAGGCCAAGAAAGUUGAAGAGUGGUAUUGUCAAUCUUGCUUAGAGCAACAACCCCAUUUGGAAAUCAAAUAUAAGGCUCAAAGAAUUGAUCCUGCUGCAACUCAUGAUUCAUCUUCUCAUAACAAGAGAGGUAAAAGAGUAUCAAGAAUGUGUGGCGAGUGUAUUGCCUGCCAGAAAACAGAUGAUUGUGCUGAAUGUGAUUUUUGCAAGGAUAUGAAAAAAUUUGGCGGAGAAGGAAGAUUAAGACAAAAAUGUAGACUAAGACAGUGCCUCAAAUUGUCAAAAAUUCUCCAAAAGAAACCAGGGAGAUUUUCAUUCCCUGAAGAAUAUGUGGAACAAUAUCGACAACUAAUGGAAAGGCAGCAGUCAAGUGAAUACAACAGUUCUGAAAAUCGAAUGGAUGACCAGAUGAGACAACUAGAUCGCAAGAAAUAUACCGGUUAUAAUUACAGCGAAGGAAGCCGCGAUAAGCGAAAAGCAGUGAAGGUUAAGCAUGCAAAGCAAACCCAAUUGACAAAGGAAAUGAAGAGAAAAGACAAAGAAUUUAGGGACUUGAUGAAAAAAGAAUUGCGAGAAAUGAAGCUUAAUGACCUGCAAAGGAAGAAAGAAGAGAGAGCAAAGCGAAGACAAAAUACUGUAGCGAAUAAAUCAAGAAAAAGGUUUUCAGGGGCUAAAGAUGAUUAUGGAAACGCAAAGCGCCUCGAUGCCAAGAAAGAAGAGCCACGUCAUUGCCUCGGACCAGGGUGUAUCAAAGCGGCAAGGUCUGGGUCCAAGUAUUGUGGUGACGAAUGCGGCGUUCAAUUGGCCUUGAGGAGAUUGCAAGAAAUUCUUCCUGAAAGAAGCAAAAUCUGGAAAGAAAGUCCAUCUUUAGCAAACGAAAAGGGGGAAAAGGCUAUCGAAGAAAUACAUAAACAGCAAGAGGUUUGCAAGCAGAGGUUGCUGGAUCUGGAUAAGGAGUACGAUGAGUUCGAGGCUAUCGUUGAAAAAUCGAAAGUUCUCACGAUAUGCGAAGAAGAGGAUAACGAUGACGUUGAGGGGGACAUUGAUCUGACUGUCUACUGUGUAACCUGUGGCCUUCCACUUGCUCCAAAGAUUGCUCUUCGACACAUGGAGAAGUGCUAUUCUAAGCUUGAAUGUUUGACAUCUUUUGGUGCUAUGUACCGAAGUGCAGGCAAUCUUUUUUGUGACACGUACAAUUCGCAGCAAGGAUCGUACUGUAAACGCCUAAGAGUUCUCUGCCCGGAACAUACCAAGGAUCGCAAAAUUGGCACAGACGAAGUUUGCGGCUGUCCAUUGAGUGAAGGGAAGCCAGAUGAAAUAACAAAGUUUUGCAGAGCACCAAAGAGGAAAUGUGCUAAACAUUAUUAUUGGGAUAAACUACGCCGAGCGGAGAUUGAUCUUAAAAGAUUGCACGAGUGGUGGAAGCUCGAAGAGGGUCUAGAACAGGAGCGAGCGAUUAGAAUGUCCAUGAAUUCAAGAGGCGGUGUUGUUGGUAUUCUGCUUCACCAAACUAUUGACCAUACGAAGGAAAAAACAAGUUAGAGACAGUAAAGUCGUGAUGACGUCACUGAUGCAACUAUCUCUUGAAUUGUGGCAUUCUGUUUAUAUUGUAUAAAGUGUUGUAUAUAUUUCUCAUUAAAGAAGACAUUGUUUUAAUAAAGUUCAUGUCACAUAGAUUCGUUUCC